GGUGAUGAGCCAUGUGAGGAGGAGGAGGAGAUCCCUCCAGAGAUCAGCACAGACCCCGGAGACUCCAGAGAGACUCGGAGAGAUAUCAAAGCUGGAGAGGAAGAAGGACAUGUUAAGAUUAAAGAGGAGGAAAUUCUGGUAGAGAUCGGUAUAGAUGGACAACAGAUCGUGAAGAACAAGGAGGAAUUUUCCAUUUUGACUUCAGGAAAUGGAAAUGACGUCACGUUGCGGUUUCCGGGAGAAGACCACACUACCCCAAAUCUCCAUCCAGCACUCCUCCCCAGUGCAGGUCGAUUAUCCACUGCCUCUACACCUGGGGGGACUUUUCCAGAUCACUCGGCUCCCAUCACCCACCAUAGAGGUCAUGGAAAGUUUCUUUGUUACAUGUGCGGGAAAUGUUUUACCAGGAAAGAAAGUCUCACCUUACACCAGAGGUCUCACACGGGGGAGAAGCCACAUUCGUGUUCUGUAUGCGGGAAAUGUUUCCUUCGGAAAUGGUGUUUGAUUAAUCACGAGAGAACUCACACGGGAGAGAAACCGUAUUCAUGUGCGGAAUGUGGCAAACGUUUCAUGCACAAGUCAAAUCUUGUUUUCCACCGACGGAUUCACACAGGCACUCCAGCGACAGAUCUGCACAAGCCGUACUCCUGUUCAGAGUGCGGGAAAUGCUUCAAAGUAAACGCCGGUCUUCUUCUGCAUCAGAGAACUCACACUGGAGUGAAACCAUAUUCAUGUUCGGAGUGCGGGAAAUGUUUUUCUAUGAGCUCAGCUCUUGUAAAACACAAGAGAAUUCACACCGGGGAGGAAACCGUAUUCCUGUUCGGAGUGUGGGAAAUCCUUCAGCCAGAGGACCCACCUUGUUUUACAUGAGAGAACUCACACCGGAGUGAAGCCGUAUUCGUGUGAAGAGUGCGGGAAAUGUUUUACUGCAAGUUCAGCUCUUGCUAAGCACAAGAGGACUCACACGGGGGAGAAGCCGUAUUCCUGUACAGUUUGUGGGAAAGGUUUUGCACGGAAAGAAAACCUUGUAGUUCAUCAUAAGAUUCACACCAGGCAGAAGCCGCAUUCAUG
Staurois parvus is the source of this 1071-nucleotide messenger RNA. The record is from the annotation of a GenBank genome assembly. Lineage: Eukaryota; Metazoa; Chordata; Amphibia; Anura; Ranidae.